This is a messenger RNA of Lolium rigidum, 2100 nucleotides long. RefSeq names its product protease 2-like. The coding region runs from base 16 to 2100 and encodes 694 amino acids. The record is from RefSeq and is a predicted model, not a curated record. Gene Ontology annotation, molecular function: serine-type endopeptidase activity. Gene Ontology annotation, biological process: proteolysis. NCBI's taxonomy places the organism in Eukaryota, Viridiplantae, Streptophyta, Magnoliopsida, Poales, Poaceae. The transcript has 11 exons.
GACCCCUUCCACUGGAUGCGCGACACCUCCGACCCCGACCUGGCAGCCCUCCUCGCCGCCGAGAACGCCUACGCGGAUGCCUUCGUAUCCUCGGCCGGCGGCGGAGGCCUCCGCGCUCGCCUCGCGGCGGAGAUGCGCGCCCGGUUGCCCCCUUCCGUUGCCUCCCCGCCUCAGCCCUGGGGCCCUUGGUCAUAUUACCAGUAUGUUCCAGACAGAAUGGAGUACCCAGUUUUGGCCAGAAAGUUGAGGCCCUCUGGUGGUUUAGCAGGAAGUCUCCUUAGUUAUCUUUCUGAUUGGGACAAGGAAGAAGUGCUGCUUGACUGGAAUGAGAUUGCGGAGAAGUUUGGUUAUGUGCACAUUGGGAGUUGCCGAACCUCUCCUGAUCAUAGGUUUCUUGCAUAUACUCUUGAUACAUCUGGGGGUGAACUAUUUUCCCUGGAAGUGAAAGAUCUUCAGUCUAAAUGUGUCAUUUGUAGUUCACCACACAAGGGAAUAGUCAGUUUAGCAUGGUCUCACAACAGUGAAAAUCUAUUCUAUACUGUAUGUGAUGAUACUCUACGUCCCAAUCAGGUUUUCUGUAAAAAGAUGCAGUCAGAUGAGGCAGAUUUUUUAGUUUUUACGGAAAACAAUGUUUAUGUGAUGAAAUCUGGUAAUGUAAGAGAAGGCUUAUGGCCUGUACAGAAACGCACUAACAAAGUGCAGUACUUUUUGGAGCAUCAUAAUGGAUUUUUCUACAUUCUUACUAAUGCCCCUUUGGAAGAUAUUGAAACUUCAGCUGAAGGCUACUACCUGGCCAGGUGUAGAGCUGAAAAAGCACUGAUGGAUAAAUGGCAGAUUGUGGCACUCCCUGGGUCGGACUGCAUCUUUCAGGAUAUGGAUAUUUUUCAUGAACAUUUAGUUCUCUUUCUACGAAAAGAUGGGCUUCCUCUGUUUUGCUCCAUUGAUCUGCCAGUUAAGGUUGACUUCCAGGAGCCAAAGGAACUGGGUAAUCUCACUCCAUGGUUUUUCCCAAUUCCUUCAAAUUUAUGUAGCAUUCUUCCUGGAGCCAACAAUGAUUACAUGUCAUCUACUUAUCGCCUGGUGGUGUCAUCGCCAGUGGUUCCAGACCUAACUGUGGACUAUGACAUGCGAAAGAAGGCAUUUACCAUCCUUCAUCAAGAGGAAGUGACUGGCCUUUCUUCAAGUCUAUGCAUAUCAGGAUUGCAAUCCAGUGUUUCGAGUAUCCAACAAAAUCUGCAACUUAUUGAAGAUUCACAAAGUUGGAGUGAUCUUUCCAAGUUAUUAACUUGUGAGAGGGUCCAAGUUAUUUCACAUGAUGGUGUCUUGAUACCUUUGGUGAUCCUGUAUUCACGGGAAGCACAUAUUCAUGGAGAAUCACCUGGGGUCUUAUUUGGAUACGGAGCUUACGGUGAAGAUUUGGAUAAAAGCUGGUGUUCUGAUAGGCUAAGUCUACUUGCUCGAGGAUGGGUUUUUGCAUUUGCAGAUGUUAGGGGCGGAGGGGAUCCAUCAUGGCACCUGGCAGGCUCCAAAACCAACAAAAUAAAUUCAAUCCAAGAUUUUGCUGCAUGUGGUAUGCAUCUUAUCAAGGAAGGUUUUGUACACGAAAGUCGUCUUUGUGCAGUAGGGUGCAGUGCUGGUGGUUUGCUGGUUGGUGCGGCCAUUAAUAUGAUGCCAAAUUUAUUCUCUGCUGCAGUUCUUAAGGUCCCUUUUCUUGAUAUCUGCAAUACCAUGUUGGAUUCUACUUUACCUCUCACCAUCUUGGACUACGAAGAAUUUGGUGACCCUAAUAUCCCAGCUGAGUUUGAUGCAAUCCGCAGUUAUUCUCCUUAUGAAAAUUUAUCUCCUGGAAUAUGUUACCCCCCAAUGCUGGUGACUGCCUCAUUUAAUGAUACAAGGGUAGGAGUCUGGGAAGCUGCUAAGUGGGUAUCAAAAGUGAGAGAUGUCACAUGCCCAUCCUGUUCCCAGUCUGUUGUUCUGAAAACCAAUAUGCAGAGUGGUCAUUUUGGUGAGGGUGGACGCUUCAUGAGCUGCGAGGAGACAGCCUUUGAGUAUGCGUUUCUAAUGAAGGCGUUGGGAAUGGAUGACAUAGCUGCAAAGUAA